Molecule: messenger RNA, 704 nt
Organism: Bubalus bubalis (water buffalo)
Lineage: Eukaryota; Metazoa; Chordata; Mammalia; Artiodactyla; Bovidae
Gene: RNASE11
Product: ribonuclease A family member 11 (inactive)
Exons: 1
Coding region: 31-627 (198 amino acids)
Molecular function (GO): nucleic acid binding
Source: RefSeq, a predicted model, not a curated record
UACUGCAGAAGAGUUUGCCCUAGAUCUGAGAUGGAGAUCUUCUUUCUGCUGCUACUUGGCCUGGGGGUGAUUUUUGCAGGAGUUUCAGAAAGUAUAAUGGAGAUAAUUAAAGAAGAAUUUUUAGAGAAAGAGAUGAAAUAUGACAUGGCAAAAAGUUACCAGGAAAAACAUACCAUUGAGGUAUUAAUAAAUUUGACUGUGUCAUAUAAAAAUACCAGCCUCAGCAUGUCCAAAGAUGUGUCUUCCUCAUUAUUGACCUUUAGAAGAUUACAUUAUAGCUUGCCCCCCAAAUGCAAUCCAGGUAAUAACAAACAUUACUGCAAUGACAUGACAGUCUGGAGAAAAGUUUCAGAAGCUAACGGGUCAUUCAAGUUGAGCAAUAACUUCAUCCAUGGCUCCGUGGAAGUGGUCGAUGGGGUCCCCAAAGCCCCCAGCUGCAAGUGUGGACAGACUUCAGGCAUAAGCUGCUCUGAGACUCCAGAACUGAGGACCACUACAUGCCAGUUCAGUGUGGGCAAACAAUCCCCCAGUUGCCAACACCAUGGUGUUACUUCAUUAAAGAAAAUUUUGGUGGUGCUGACAAGUCAUUCUCUGAUGAGUUGGUUAGUUAGUGUCUCUAACUUGUAAAUCCCACAGAACUUUUCAUUAUUGGUUAUUGCUUUCUAUUAUCCACAUCUAUCCUUUUAGCACUAUAGGAAACUCUU